AUGAUCUUGGUUACUCUUACCAAGGAAGGAGCACUCAGCUUGGGCGACUUCAACAUGACUCGUGUACUUGCUGUCACAACGUCUAUGCUCUUGGGUGUGGCCAUUUCCACCCUCGUCAGCAUCUUCGUCUGGCCCGAAAGCGCCCAUGAGAAACUUCGCCAGGAUAUGGGCAAGUCGUUGAUAUCGUUUAGGCUCCUGCUCAAGCUCCUGACGAAGACGUUCUUGCUCGAGUCGGACACUACGCCAUUUGGAUCUGAAUCUGUCCAAAAGCUGAUCGAGGCUCAGGUCAAGUCAUUCUCUGCCCUGGCUAAGUCUCUGGAGGAGGCACAGUUGGAGUUUCCUGGAUCAGACAUCAAAAAGUACGAGGCCUGUGUCAAGUCCCUCAAUACCCUCGCUCAGUAUCUCAACGGUCUUCGCAGCUCGUGCGGUCUACAGUACGACAUGCUCAAGAGGGAUGAGCAUCUCAAAGGUCCCUCUUCCAACACCCAGUCAUCGACGACUGCGGUCGGAGCAGGAUCUAAUGGAGCAGGAGCCGGAACAGGAGCAGAGACUACAUCUGGAGGAAGGAGAGCCCUGGGGUUCGGUAAGAGAAUGUCAUCUUUCAGCCCGAUCGGGGGUAUGAACCACGACCAGGAGCAGAGCGCGAGUGCGGAUCUGAUCGAGUUCUUGGAACAUGUCGGCAAACCCAUGAAGUCACUGGCGUUGACCUGCAAGCUGACGAUUGAGCAUCUCCAGGAUAUUUUUACGAGCACCGAUGGCGACAAGAAGGCAGUCAUUGGUCUGUCCAACUCCCGGAGUAGGGCUUCGCAGUCGCAUACUGUCCGACAAAGCGACUACGAGAGCGGCGAGACCAUUUCCGACUCAACCUUUGACAUCGGCACCUCCAACACCCACCCCAGUGUCUCGACCGAGACUUUCAGGAAGAAUCCCAGUCUGGUGCUCAUGCAGAUCAACCUGGCCAAGGCACUUAACAUCUUUGAGAAGGCGAACUCCAAGGCGUUGAAGCGGUUCUACUCCCACCAGAACAAGCGCCGAUCUGGACACUACAAACGGCCCUUUGGCAUGAGCAAGCCCAUGAGCGAACCAGCUCUUCAAGAUUUAGGCAUUGGCUCCUUUCCUGGAUCUGUGCAAGAUAUGCAUAACCAGCAGGAUGCAUUGGCUGAGAAGGCGCCAGUUGGGGAACAGAUCUUCCUAGUUUACUUUUUUGUCUUCAACUUGAUGGAGUUCUCCAAGGAGCUGUCCUAUCUCGUGAGUUGUGUCGAGGAGUUGGUGGACGGCGACGGCGGGUUGCCCAUGUGGAUCGAGAGGAAUCGACAGUCCUUGUGGAGAAGGAUUUGGUUCUCGCUCACUGGUUUCCCAAGGCGUCUGAGGCGACCCGAUAUGCGCCAGUAUGCCUUUGACGACUUUGAUGACCCAGAGCCAGGACAUCGUCCACCUGCGAGCCAUUACAGCCAUGCGCACAGCACCAGCCAAAGCCACACCCCAACCCACAGCAACAACGCCAGCAGCAGCCAGGGCACGCACGGCCACCAACGGAAACAGCGACUGUUCCCUAAACCCAACUUGCACAACAAAGCCGACACCCUGCACACUCCUCGACCGUCAACAUUCCUUCAGAAAUGGUCUACACGCCUAUGGAAGUUCCUGCACGUUUUCAGGUCCUUCCAGAUCAAGUAUGCGGCCAAGGCGGCGUUCAGUGCCAUGGUCCUACUUAUCCCGGCAUUUGUUGACUGGACGCGUCCCUACUUUGUCCAGUAUCGAGGCGAGUGGACACUGAUCUCAAUGCUGAUUGUCAUGGUCCCGACUGUCGGAGGCACCAAUAUUGUGGGUAUCUACCGGAUCAUGGGCACCCUUGUUGGGUGUUAUGCCGGAGUCAUGAUGUACCUGCUCUUCCCCGCCAACGAUAUCUUGUUGCCAGCCUGCUGCUUCCUCUUUGCGGUGCCCAAUUUUUACCUGGUCCUUUGUUCAGCAUACCCAAGGAUCGGUCAAGUCACCUUGCUCGCCUUCAACUUGGUGUUGAUCCAGACGUACAACCGACGACACGGAGACGGGACCGUGCCACCAGACGACGAUGAGGAUGAUGACGACAAGAUGAGGCGACCGAUGACUCCCUCCAAGGUUCUUCGGGGGUUGGGGUCUCUAAUGGGCGAUGCUAACCCGAACGACCCCAACCAUGUCGACUAUGUGUGGACCAUUGCCCUCCAUCGUGCCGUGGCAGUCAGUUUGGGCGUUGUUAUCGGUGUAGGAGUGACGAGCUAUAUAUGGCCUUACGAAGCCCGUGUGGAGCUUCGUAAGGGUCUGUCCGAUCUGCUGCUCAACAUCAGCUGGCUCUACAACCGAAUCGUCUCUGUAUACUCCACAAACCUAGACAAGGUCAAUGUGAUUCCACCCCAGAAACCCUACCGGGGUCCCCGCCAGCGCGUCCAGGAGAUCCUGCGGAGGUCGACUUUUCAGGAACGGUUUCAAGCCCCGGAUGAACAUGAGGAGCUGCCGGAGGAUCCAACAGAGUCAGAUAUGGACAGGAUGAACAAGGAGUUUAUGGCGAUCGAGCUCUCACUGCAACUACAACUACUCCGACUCUACGCCCUGCUGGAAGAGACGCCGAACGAGCCUCGCCUGAAGGGCAAGUUCCCUGUGCGCACGUACAAGAAUAUGUUGGGCAGCUGUCAGAACAUUCUGGACCGGUUUCUCUCGAUGCGGCUGGUCAUCACCAAGGACGAGUGGAUCGAGAGUGCACGCAGGGAUUUCAUUAUCCCAGUCAACAAGGAGCGCAGAGAGAUGGUUGGAAACGUCCUCCUGUACUUUUACACCAUUGCCUCAGCUCUGCGGCUCAAGACCCCUCUGCCACCUUACCUCCCGCCAGCCAACAAUGCUCGGCUGAGGUUGAUCCAAAAGAUCCGCCAACUGCCUGUGGUCCAGAACAAGGUCGUCAUGGCAGAUGAUAGUGACGAUCGAUAUGUAUUCUACUAUGCGUAUGCGUUGGUCAUGGACGAUGUCAUUCGGGAACUGGAGCGAUUGGGUAGGUGGUCGCAGGAUCUAUUUGGUGUUAUUACACCCGCUGAUGAGUUUGAGGCUUGGUUCACGGAUGAUGGUACGCCUCCUGCGCAGCCUUGGCAAGCUGCAAAGCUACCUUCUUCAGCCACGCGCGAGGCGCCCAUGUCGCCUCUUCACGACAUUGACCAACCCUUCCCUUACCCAGACCGACAACAAGCCAUAUCUCCAUCAGCAGUUGGCGUACAGGACCAACAGCAACGGUCCAUCAUCCAACGACCUCUCUCUAGUCCUGGAAAAUACCGAUACCGCCCCGACGAGGCCAGCAUCCUCAUGGACCCUGAGAGCCAAACACCCUCACAAGACCUCCAGGACCGCGAUGAGCUCUUUGAUUUCGACCCCCAGGACCCCUUCCGCGACAUCUCCAACAGUCCCUCCGGCGGAGGACAACCACACGACGGAUCGCCCUUCCAGCGAAACGAGCGGCGGUUCAAUAGUUCACAGUCCUUGAACGAUGCCUCGUCUAUCACUCCUGGAGCACAACAACAGCAACAACCGUACCACGACAAGGGUAUCAAAUCCCGUCGUCAAGGAAGUCAUGCUAGCCGUAGCAGUCAAGGAUCUCGACCUCCUCCGCAACGCAGUUAUGGAUCCACGACCAAUUUGCCUCGGAAUGCUGUCGGUGCUCAACCACAACAGCGACCGGCCAGCUUUACGAGCGGUAGUGGGAGCGGGAAUGGUACUCUGAAGAGCGCGAUGAAAAAGUCCAGCUCUGGAUCUUUUAGUUCCUAUAACCGCGCUGCUACUGCAAAUGCUACCACUACUUCUACUGCUACUACUACUACUGCUACUAGAGACCAAGAACCAGCUGUGCACCAACAAUAA
Linnemannia hyalina is the source of this 3876-nucleotide messenger RNA. The record is from the annotation of a GenBank genome assembly. Lineage: Eukaryota; Fungi; Mortierellomycota; Mortierellomycetes; Mortierellales; Mortierellaceae.